UCCAUUCUUUCUCCAUUCAUUUUCUUUUCUUCUCUCCAAACAUGUAUUCUCUAAAAUCAUAUGUUUUGGUUGUAAGCUUAAUCUUUAUUCCCUUUUUUGCUAACAAUUUUCUUGUUUUUGUUAACUCCAUAACUUCUUCGUCGGGUAAUCAAUACACCACUUUUUUCAACGCUAUAUCUUCUUCCACCAAUCCCAAGGCUUCCUUAAACUCCGGUAAGAACCAAACGACGUCGUCUCUGAUAUCAUCCAGCUUCUGCGACGUAUGGGACGUGACCUGCUCUGAGGAGGUGUUGGGCCUGGCCCAGGAGCCCGACAACGUCGAGUGGAUUAAAGGGUUGAGAAGGAAGAUACAUGAAAACCCCGAGCUAGCUUUUGAAGAGUACGAAACCAGUAAACUCGUUCGAUCCGAGUUGGACCGUAUGGAUAUUGAAUAUAGGUACCCUUUAGCCAAAACGGGUAUUCGGGCUUGGGUUGGAACCGGUGGCCCGCCCUUUGUUGCCAUCCGAGCUGACAUGGAUGCCCUUCCUAUACAGGAAGCUGUAGAAUGGGAGCAUAAAAGCAAAGUUGCCGGAAAAAUGCAUGCUUGUGGCCACGAUGCACAUGUUGCAAUGCUUGUCGGUGCAGCCAAAAUAUUGAAGAAUCGUGAACACCUUUUGAAGGGAACUGUGAUAGUGAUCUUUCAGCCGGCAGAGGAAGCCGGAAAUGGUGCUAAGCGGAUGAUCGGAGAUGGGGCAUUGGAAAACGUAGAGGCCAUUUUUGCAGUCCAUGUAUCUCACGAACACCCCACGGGUAUUAUCGGCUCAAGGCCUGGUCCUCUUCUUGCCGGCUGCGGCUUCUUUCGAGCUGUUUUCAGUGGAAGAAAAGGCCUUGCCGGCAGCCCCCAUCACUCCGUCGACCCAAUCUUAGCUGCAUCAGCUGCCGUAAUUAGUUUACAGGGAAUUGUUUCUCGUGAAUCAAAUCCAUUAGAUUCCCAGGUCGUCUCGGUCACUUCUUUCAAUGGAGGCAAUAAUCUUGACAUGAUCCCUGAAACGGUGGUCAUCGGAGGUACUUUCAGGGCUUUCUCCAACGCCAGUUUUUACAAUCUUCUCCAAAGAAUCGAAGAGGUAAUCGUCGAACAGGCCAAUGUUUUCCGAUGUUGGGCGACGGUCGAUUUCUUUGAAAAAGAAUCAACAAUCUAUCCCCCAACAGUGAAUGACAACCGUAUGUACGAGCACGUAAAGAAAGUGGCCACUGAUUUGCUAGGACCACCAAAUUUCAGGGUGGUCCCUCCAAUGAUGGGUGCGGAGGACUUCUCCUUUUACUCCCAGGUAGUUCCGGCAGCUUUCUACUACAUCGGCGUAAGAAACGAGACCUUGGGAUCGACACACACCGGUCACUCGCCGUAUUUCAUGAUCGACGAAGAUGUUCUUCCCAUUGGUGCUGCAGUUCAUGCCACCAUUGCUGAAAGGUACCUCAACGAGCAAGGCUGAAAAAGGAAAGAGGCUUUAUAUCUGUGGUUUAUUUAUCCCCAACUGGGGUGAGCACUGAUUACUGAGAGAAUUGGCAAUGCAUGUGCUCUGGUGAUUUUGAUCAUAGUCAGGGUGGUGGAAAGGGCAAAGGUUUUCAACUUUUGGCGAUGUAAAGAACUGAGCAGGGGAUGCCAUGCUCUGCUCUUUUAACUUGUAACAGUGUUAAAUGUUUCAAUUAAUGCUACUUUUUAAGAUGCUUUAACCAGGCAAA
This is a messenger RNA of Gossypium raimondii (Peruvian cotton), 1719 nucleotides long. RefSeq names its product IAA-amino acid hydrolase ILR1-like 6. The transcript is spliced from 5 exons. The record is from RefSeq and is a predicted model, not a curated record. Lineage: Eukaryota; Viridiplantae; Streptophyta; Magnoliopsida; Malvales; Malvaceae. Gene Ontology annotation, cellular component: endoplasmic reticulum. The coding region runs from base 42 to 1469 and encodes 475 amino acids. Gene Ontology annotation, biological process: jasmonic acid metabolic process; auxin metabolic process. Gene Ontology annotation, molecular function: IAA-Ala conjugate hydrolase activity.